AUGUAUCCACUGAGAAGCUGUCUAACCAUUCAAGGAUUUUGUGCAUCAGUUGUCUGCUAUUCAUAUCCAACCAAGGUUGCCGAAGCAUUUAAAGAUCCUAAGUGGGUUCAAGUUAUAAAGGAAGAGAUGAAAGCUCUUAAGAAGAAUCAGACUUGGACACCGGAAACUUUACCACAAGGAAAAAAGACUGUUGGAUGUAGAUGGGUGUUUACCACAAAACACAACACUGAUGGAUCUAUUGAGUGA
This is a messenger RNA of Prunus armeniaca (apricot), 246 nucleotides long. The record is from the annotation of a GenBank genome assembly. Lineage: Eukaryota; Viridiplantae; Streptophyta; Magnoliopsida; Rosales; Rosaceae.